This is a messenger RNA of Coturnix japonica (Japanese quail), 2292 nucleotides long. It is a transcript of the gene PRODH, whose product is annotated as proline dehydrogenase 1. Lineage: Eukaryota; Metazoa; Chordata; Aves; Galliformes; Phasianidae. The record is from RefSeq and is a predicted model, not a curated record. Gene Ontology annotation, molecular function: FAD binding; proline dehydrogenase activity. Gene Ontology annotation, cellular component: mitochondrion.
CGGCGUUGCGGGCGGGCGGCUCCGCAGCGCCCAUGGCUCUACCGAGCGCCGUGCGGGCUCUCCACGCCACCGCCGCCCGCGUGGGCGCCCCACGCUCCGUUCCCCGCGGGGCCGCCCCACCGCUACCGGCCAGCGGGAAAGGGGGAACGCGGCCGGUUCCAUCGUCGGUCCCACCGCGGGAUGCGACCCCGACCGUAAAUUUCGGGGACCCGGAGGAAGCGUUCCGCAGUAAAAGCAGCGCCGAGCUGCUGCGGGGGCUGCUGGUGCUUGGGAUGUGCGCGGUGGGACCGCUGGUGGAGCACAACCGAGAGCUGCUGCAACUCGGGAAGCGGGUGCUGGGCCAGGCGCUGUUCGAGCGGCUGAUGAAGAUGACCUUCUACGGGCAGUUCGUGGCCGGGGAGGACCAGGAGGCCAUCAAACCGCUCAUCCGGCGGAACCGGGCGUUCGGGGUGGGCGCCGUGCUGGAUUACAGCGUGGAGGAGGAUCUGAGCCCGGCCACGGCCGAGCGCCACGAGCUGGACUCCUGCACCUCUGCAGCCGAGAAGGAGCCAGGAGGAGCAGAGAGGAGAGAGAAGCAGUUCCGUGCCCAUCGUGGCUUUGGGGAUCGCCGUGAUGGAGUCAUCAGUGCACGCACCUAUUUCUAUGCCGAUGAGGCCAAGUGUGAUCAGCACAUGGAGACCUUCCUGCGCUGCAUCGAUGCAUCAAGUGGCAGCUCAGAGGACGGCUUCUCGGCCAUCAAGCUGACAGCACUGGGCAGACCUCAGUUCCUGCUGCAGUUCUCAGAGGUGCUGGUGAAGUGGCGGCGGUUCUUCCACCAAAUGGCUGCAGAGCAGGGCCAGGGCGGGCGGGCAGCGCUGGAGAUGAGGCUGGAGGUGGAGAAGCUGCAGGAGUCCUUGGCCAAGCUCGGCAUCGCAACCAAGGCAGAGAGCCAGCACUGGUUCACAGGCGAGAACGUGGGUGAGAGCGGCACUGUGGAUCUGCUGGACUGGAACAGCCUGAUUGACAGCCGCACCAAGCUCUCCAAGCUGCUGCUUGUCCCCAACAUCAAGACCAGGCAACUGGAGCCUCUGCUUUCACACUUCACCGAGGAAGAGGAACUGCAAAUGAAACGGAUGCUGCAGCGGAUGGAUGUCCUUGCCAAGAGAGCCACGGAGACGGGCGUGAGGCUGAUGGUGGAUGCAGAGCAGAGCUACUUCCAGCCAGCCAUCAGCCGCCUCAGCCUGGAGAUGCAGCGCCGCUUCAACAGGGAGCGGGCAAUCAUCUUCAACACCCACCAGUGCUACCUGAAGGAAGCUUAUGAUAACGUGAGUGUGGACGUGGAGCUGUCACGCCGGGAAGGCUGGCACUUUGGUACCAAGCUGGUCCGUGGAGCCUACAUGGAGCAGGAGAGGGAGAGAGCAGCGAAGAUUGGCUACGAGGAUCCCAUCAACCCCACCUAUGAGAAGACCAAUGAGAUGUACCACAGGUGCCUGGAUUAUGUCCUGGAGGAGAUCAAGCACAGCCGGAAAGCCAAUGUCAUGGUGGCAACUCACAAUGAGAACACGGUCAAAUUCACCCUACGCAGGAUGAUGGAGCUUGGGAUCCAUCCUUCAGAGAAGAAGGUCUGCUUUGGGCAGCUGCUGGGCAUGUGUGACCAGAUCACCUUCCCCUUGGGUCAGGCUGGCUUCCCUGUCUACAAGUAUGUCCCCUAUGGCCCGGUGGAUGAGGUGCUGCCCUACCUGUCCCGCCGUGCCCAGGAGAACAGGGGCUUCAUGCAAAGAGCCAACCAGGAGCGGGACCUGCUCUGGAGGGAGUUUAAGCGGCGACUUUUUGCAGGCACCAUCUUCAGCUCCAACCCCUGACCCCUCCAGCCCUGCAGGACCCAGCCUUUGCACGGCAUUGGGGCUUUUGUGCCUUCAUGUUAACCACUAACCCAGUUCCUCUGCCUUGUUCUGUUGCUGUUUUUCCUCCUGAGGCCUUUGCCUGGGGGGGAGAUGUUCUCUUACUGCUGUAGAACCACAUCCUCCUUCUGGAGGCCACUACUGUAGGGCUGCCUAGCUGGCUGUGCCCCGACUGAUGUCCCUCUGCUGUUCUUUGGCAGAGCCAAAGCUCCACAGGCUCUCAGUGCCUUGUGGCCAUGCCGGGCCUGAGACACCUAUCAUGGGGAUGGGAGCCUCCCAGCCAUGUCCCUGUGCUGUCCCAUGAGGAUGGGGCAGUGCUGAGGGCCAGGGAGCCAGGAGCUGGGCUGCAGCUCAGCUCUGCCAAGCACUGGAUUUGCAGCAAAUGGCAACGAUUAAAGCACUGUUGCUCUUA